GCUCGCUGCCUCUGGCGUCUCGGCCCGGACGGAGCCUGCGGCCGGGCGAAGCGCCCCCCGGGAGGGAGGUGGGGCUGGAAGAUAUGAUUUUCAACAUCAUGAGCACAUGACUUCAAGAAUGGACAACUGGGACUCUACUAAUUCUUAUUAGCCUUAAGCAGAUUCAAGCAUAGAAAAAUCUCAUCCAGUUCUGUACUUUCCCAUUUAAACCUGCCUUGACAUCACCGUUCUUUGUGCAGCCAUGUAUGGGAGUGCGCGUUCGGUUGGUAAAGUUGAACCGAGCAGUCAGAGUCCUGGGCGUUCACCGAGGCUUCCUCGUUCACCUCGUUUGGGUCACCGUCGAACCAACAGCACAGGAGGGAGUUCUGGAAGUAGUACUGGAGGUGGCAGUGGUAAAACUCUUUCAAUGGAAAAUAUCCAGUCUUUAAAUGCUGCCUAUGCGACAUCAGGGCCUAUGUACUUAAGUGACCAUGAAAAUAUGGGUCCAGAUACUCCUAAAAGUACCAUGACACUUGGCCGUUCUGGAGGUCGGCUGCCAUAUGGUGUUAGAAUGACUGCUAUGGGCAGUAGCCCCAAUAUUGCUAGCAGUGGGGUUUCUAGUGACACCAUAGCAUUUGGAGAACAUCACCUCCCUCCUGUGAGUAUGGCAUCCACUGUACCUCAUUCAUUGCGUCAAGCAAGGGAUAACACAAUUAUGGAUCUACAGACACAAUUGAAGGAAGUGUUGCGGGAAAAUGAUCUGUUACGUAAGGAUGUAGAAGUGAAGGAGAGUAAAUUGAGCUCUUCAAUGAAUAGCAUCAAGACCUUUUGGAGCCCAGAGUUGAAGAAGGAACGAGCUCUGAGAAAAGAUGAAGCUUCCAAAAUCACUGUUUGGAAGGAACAAUAUAGAGUGGUACAAGAAGAAAACCAGCACAUGCAGAUGACAAUCCAGGCUCUCCAGGAUGAAUUGCGAAUCCAGAGGGACCUAAACCAACUAUUUCAGCAAGACAGCAGUAAUAGAGCUAGUGAACCCUUUGCAGCAGAGCUGACUGAAGAGAACUUUCAGAGGCUACAUGCUGAACACGAGAGGCAAGCCAAGGAACUAUUUCUUCUUCGUAAGACCCUUGAAGAAAUGGAGCUGCGCAUUGAGACUCAGAAACAAACACUGAAUGCACGGGAUGAGUCCAUAAAAAAGCUUUUGGAGAUGUUGCAGAGUAAAGGACUGUCUGCCAAGGCUACCGAAGAAGACCAUGAAAGAACAAGACGCCUGGCUGAGGCAGAGAUGCAUGUACACCACCUCGAAAGUCUUCUGGAGCAAAAGGAAAAAGAGAGCAAUAUGUUGAGAGAGGAAAUGCAUCGGAGAUUUGAGAAUGCUCCUGAUUCUGCUAAAACAAAAGCUCUGCAAACUGUUAUUGAAAUGAAGGACUCAAAAAUAUCCUCAAUGGAGCGUGGGCUCCGAGAUUUGGAGGAAGAAAUCCAGAUGCUGAAAUCCAAUGGAGCUUUGAGCACAGAAGAACGUGAGGAAGAAAUGAAACAAAUGGAAGUAUAUCGCAGCCAUUCCAAAUUUAUGAAAAACAAGGUAGAGCAACUGAAGGAGGAGCUAAGUGCGAAAGAGACUCAAGGGGAAGAGCUGAAAAAGAAAGCGGCUGGUCUCCAGGCUGAGGUCUUUGCCAUUGGUCAGGUGAAACAGGAACUGUCUCGAAAGGACACAGAACUCUUAGCCUUACAGACAAAGCUAGAAACACUUACAAAUCAGUUUUCAGACAGUAAGCAACACAUUGAAGUGCUAAAGGAAUCAUUGACUGCAAAAGAGCAGAGAGCUGCCAUCUUACAGACAGAGGUAGAUGCACUGAGAUUACGGCUAGAGGAAAAGGAAACCAUGCUUAAUAAGAAGACAAAGCAGAUACAAGAGAUAGUUGAAGAGAAAGGAACCCAAGCAGGAGAAAUACAUGAUCUCAAGGAUAUGCUGGAUGUGAAGGAGCGGAAGGUCAAUGUUCUACAGAAGAAGAUAGAAAAUCUUCAAGAGCAACUUAGAGAUAAGGAGAAACAGAUGAGCAAUUUGAAAGAACGAGUCAAAUCUCUACAAGCUGACACCACCAAUACUGACACUGCAUUGACUACUCUUGAAGAAGCCCUUUCAGAGAAGGAAAGGACAAUUGAACGCUUGAAGGAGCAACGGGACAGAGAUGAGCGGGAGAAGCAAGAGGAGAUUGACAACUAUAAGAAGGAUCUGAAGGACUUAAAGGAAAAAGUCAGCCUCUUGCAAGGAGACCUCUCUGAGAAAGAGGCUUCACUGUUGGACCUCAAGGAACAUGCUUCUUCUCUGGCUUCUUCAGGACUAAAGAAGGAUUCAAGACUUAAGACACUAGAGAUUGCUUUGGAGCAGAAGAAAGAAGAGUGUCUGAAAAUGGAAUCACAAUUGAAAAAGGCACAUGAAGCAACUCUAGAAGCCAGAGGCAGUCCUGAGAUGAAUGAUCGGCUCCAGCAGUUAGAGAGAGAGAUUACACAGCAUAGGGAUGAAUCCAGUAAGGCCCAGGCAGAGGUAGAUCGUCUCCUGGAAAUCCUAAAGGAGAUGGAAAAUGAGAAGAAUGAUAAAGAUAAGAAAAUAGCUGAGCUGGAGAGUCUCACCUCAAGGCAAGUAAAAGACCAAAAUAAGAAGGUUGCCAAUCUGAAGCACAAGGAGCAAGUGGAGAAAAAGAAGAGUGCGCAGAUGUUGGAAGAGGCCCGGAGGAGGGAGGACAAUCUCAAUGACAGUUCUCAGCAGCUCCAGGACAAUCUCCGUAAGAAGGAUGACAGAAUUGAAGAACUAGAAGAGGCACUAAGAGAAAGUGUACAGAUAACUGCUGAACGAGAAAUGGUGCUAGCCCAAGAGGAGUCAGCCAGAACCAAUGCUGAAAAACAGGUGGAAGAAUUGAUGAUGGCCAUGGAAAAGGUAAAACAGGAACUAGAAUCCAUGAAAGCAAAGCUGUCUUCUACUCAACAAUCAUUAGCAGAAAAGGAAACUCAUUUGACCAAUCUUCGGGCAGAACGGAGGAAACAUUUGGAAGAGGUCUUAGAAAUGAAACAGGAAGCUCUCCUUGCUGCCAUCAGUGAAAAAGAUGCAAACAUAGCUCUUCUGGAGCUUUCAUCCUCCAAGAAGAAGACCCAAGAUGAGGUGGCUGCAUUGAAACGUGAGAAGGAUCGUCUGGUACAGCAGCUGAAACAGCAGACUCAAAAUCGCAUGAAGUUGAUGGCUGACAACUAUGAGGAUGACCACUUCAAAUCUUCUCAUUCCAGCCAAACCAACCACAAACCCUCCCCAGAUCAGAUAAUCCAGCCCCUCUUAGAACUUGACCAGAACCGCAGCAAAUUGAAAUUGUACAUUGGACAUCUGACAUCUCUCUGCCAUGACAGAGAUCCCCUAAUUCUGCGAGGACUAACUCCACCUGCCUCUUAUCACCUGGACGAUGAUCGGGCAGCUUGGGAAAGUGAGCUGCAGAAGAUGACUCAGGAGCAGCUUUGCAGUGAAUUAGAAAAAGGUGAGCGAGACAAUGCAGAACUGCAGGAGUUUGCCAAUGCCAUCCUCCAACAAAUAGCCGAUCACUGCCCCGACAUUCUGGAACAGGUGGUCAAUGCACUAGAGGAGUCGUCCUGACGCCAUCAAACGACCUCGUGGGAAUGACCAACCCAACAGCCAACCCAUUCAGUCCAGGGACCUAAGAAAGGAGCAGUAAGAACUAUAGACAUCCAGGAACCUUUGGUUUGUCUUGCACGUGUUAAAACGAAUUAGCCAAACACCACAAACUACUUCCUAUCUCUGUUCUUGCAUCCAGAGUCCCACAACAUUUUUGCAUUCAUCUUUUUGCUGUGGAGGUUGUCUUCUCAUUAUUUGAGGGGGAUCCAUGGUAAGUGGCUUUCUCUCCACAAAGACCACUUAAUUGUCAUCAAUGAGUAACUAUUGGAAACUAGUGAUUCUGCUCCAGCACAGGGACAAGAAGUGGUUGCCUUUUCUCUUUUGUCCUUUUAACAUAAAAACAAAACCUACGGUUGCUUUUUAGUUCAAAAAAUGAUCUGCAAUAGGCCAGGAAAAUCUAGAGUGUGUUCUGUGUUUGAAAUGAUUUCUCUAAAAAGGGUAGUCUCACAGAAAGAGAAGUAGAGAAAGGAAGAGAGAGACAAAGGAGCAAAAUAAGAGAGAACUAACUCUUCCAUUUAAAUUAUAUUCGAGGGAGGAAGGUGCUCAAUAUUCAUUCUUUCUAUUACUUGCUUUUUCUCAUUAUUGAUUUUGUCUUCUGGGAGGCUUCAGGCUGGGAAGUAGCUACUUCCUUAUUGCCUCAGUAAUGGCUUAUUGAACACUAAUUCAAAACACCCCAUCAAAUCUAUCUUGUCUUUCCUUGGCCAUCUCCUCUGAAAAGCUAAUGUGAGGCUGCUAUAGAAAGUUCAGUCACACUGGAGCCCUUUGCUACUACUGCGCUUAAGGCUUCAAAGAAAAGUUUUCUAGAAAAUUUUAAAAAAUGAAUUAGGAUCCAGAGGAUUUCUCACAUUCUCACACACAGUCAAGUUUGCCUCUGAAGAAGAUAAACUGAAUCCAUAAAAGUCUGGCUCAGAACUUCUGAAUCCACAGUCAUUUUUCCAGGUCACUUCUUCUAGACUCUUAUCUAUUUUGAGCCAAUAACACAAUUGAUCCAGCUUCUUUUUUUUUUCCAGGCUCUUUCAGUGCAUUUUGUUUCUUUUGAUUUAUCAUGUUCUUGGGAAGGUGAGCUCUGGCCUCCCAGAGCCAGGACCUCCUCAUGUAUGACUUAGUGCCUUCCUGUCUUUCAGAUAGGCUCUCUUCAUUCCUCUCUAUCAAAAUGCCAUCCAGCCUCUCCCCAGUGAAAAAUGGGUUGUAAUUGCCAUGUGACAAACCUGGUUGAGAGUGAGAGAAUGAAGAAAUAUGUCCUUCUGUCCUUUGUGCCCCCACAAUCUUUAUAGAAUGAGAUUUUUUUAGUAAAUCUUUUUUUUUUCAAAAGCCUGCUUUUCUAAUUAUAGCAAAAUUGAUGCAUCUAGGGGUUUGAUUCACUUACUGCUUGGUCAGUAUUUUCAUUGUUUUUAGUUGUCCUAAAAAGGUUAUCCUAUUUAGGAAGAUAGUUUUGGAUGCCCUUUUAACACAUUCAAGCUGUUAGUAACCCUGGUUUUUACUGUCUAUAAACUGUAAAUCAGAAAUUAGACUCCAAAAUUACAAGAAUUCUUAAGUCAUAAAGGCUUUUUAAGGACUUUUCCAGAACACAAACAAGGACAGUGGUAAAUGAACAGACACUGCCACUCAAAUAUGGACAAUUCAUGUCAGAACUGUCCCUUUUACCACUUCCUUUGCCAGACAUCUACAUGUUUUGGUAAAAGACACUGCCCUAAAACAUUUAGGAUGUGCAUUUUCUCCCUCACCCUUAAUUACCAAAGGAAUUUAGUGCUAUCUAUAAAGUCAUCAUAUCCAUCAGUCUUAACAUUUUCCCACUGCCAUUCUCUGACUGACCCAUUAGCUUACAUUGUUGGUAAUCCAAGAACCCUCAUUCCCUGUUGUAAAACGAUACCUUAUCCGUGGGAGAUACCAGAAUUUUCUUUAUCCGUGGUCUAAAUAAAUCCAGCUCAUAAACUUCUUACUGAUAUGUUCCUUGAUAGGAAGGCUAAUUUGCUAAGAAGGGUGAGGAGAUGAGACAGUGAUUGGGGAGUAAUGGCAGUCAUUUGUGGCCAAUUACCUGAGUCUUAUUUGUUUAUUGCCCUACCUAUAAAUCAUCCAAAACUCCACAGCCUUUCUAGGUCUUGGAACAGUAGAGCCUUAAUUGAAUCUGUGGUGUAUAGCUGAACUUCUGAAAAACUAUCACGCCCUUGUCAGAGCAAGAUGGAGACAUCAGAUCCACAACCCUUGCUUGGGGAUCUGAGACCAUUCUGCCUGUUUCUUUUGACCAAAUUGACAUGGAAUGAUCUUAAGCAGGCCCACCUGUAGUUCUUACCUAUCUGGAGUAUCAACUCAUGCUCCCUUCCUUUUUACUCUCACUCUAGCCUUCCCCAUGGAUUUCCAUUGUGAAAUGGAAUGGAACAGAGUUGUUCUGACUUGAUCUCUCCUGAACCAUUCAUAAGCUUUUUGUUCCUACUUGGGUAGAGAUCCUGUCUUAUCAGAUAGUCCUAGAAAUUGCCUCGAAGACAAAGGCAUCUUUGGCCAGGAGUUAACAUUGAUGGUCACUUAUACUUUACCUUGCAGAAGGAAAAGUAAUUAGGUCAUUGGCAUUUGUUAUCUUCCUGGGCUUGGCACAGUCAUUCAGUCAAUACCUAUUGCCUCAUGGCUUAUUGGUAUAAGGCCUACAUGGGCAUCAUCAUGCAGACAUCAUCAAACAGUGACUGUUUUGAUUUUGCCAGAUCAUUUAACCUCUGCUCAGUGUUUUUUGUCUUGAUUAUCCUUUCACAUUUGACAAGGACUUUUGACAAUAAUCUUCCCAAAUUCCUCCAUUUCAUUAAUCAGUCUGUUUGCCCUUUCUCACUUGACAUUCCCCCUCCCCACACACAUACACACACACAUACACAUACACACACACACACACACACACACACACACACACACAAAAUAGUACCUGAAACAGGAACAAUGAAAGAAAGUGGUGGGCCGAAUUAGUGUAACAACAGUCAUCAACACUAAAGAAACAGAGAGUGUUUCUCUCUGUGUGUUAUGUCUCUCUGUCUCUCUCUCUCUCCUCCCACCCCCAUUUAUCCCUCCAAUCUUGAAGAAUCUGGAUUGAAGUUUGUAUACUGAUUUGAUUAAAAUGGAUGUCAUUCUAAGUUUGAAUGUAAUGAAACAUAUAAAUGAAAUUCUGUGAGUCCAUUUCAGUCCCGACAUUUAAUCCACUUCUCAUCACUUGGAGGAGUUUUGAGUGAAUCUAUCCCCUUUCCCUUUUUUAAGGAAACAAUUUAUCUGCAACAAUGAUAUAGGAUGUUAAAACCUGAGAUCUUCCUCGUAGUUGAUGGUACUGCUGGUAACAUUUAAAGUAAAGUUGUCUAGGUUCUUGGAGAAAGUGAGCUGGAAGGGUAGGAGAAACCUAGUUGUGCCUGGCAUUAAACUGUAAAAGGAGGGCUAGGUUUGAUCAUCCACCAAUAGAAACUAAGAGUCUGUCAUGUCUUUUGCCCAGAUAAAAGCCCUGGGAAAGGGAGGAAGAAAAUAAAAGGCGCCAAAUGCUAAAUUCCAGUGAUUCUACUGGGCUAAUUCCUCCCUCACUGAUGUUCCAGGACUAGUAUUUGGUGUUGCUGCUCAAAGGUUCUAUAUCAAAAAAAACAAAACAAACAAAAAAACAACCCACAUAGCUUUUCUAGACUUAGUUUCAUUCUGCCACCUGACCCCAUUUCCCAAAAGCUGUUAGCUGCUUCAUAUGUUUUACUUUUCUGCUCUAGGAAAUUUGGGAGUUUUCCAGAAGAUUAAAUGGUUCAUCUUUCCACUUUGUGGUAAAUUACCCCAAGACUAAAGCCUCAAGUCCAGGGUAUAUAUUUGGGCAAAUUUCAAGUUUCAGCAAGACCCUGUUUUCUCAGGAGUCACUUGUUUCCCCCAGCUAUCAAAGCACAGAGGCUAGAGGAAGUUGGUGGAAAGAGAGAAAGCAGUGAUUCAGCAGUACUAUUCCCAUAAAACCAGCAGGGACCUUCAUAGAGAUCAUGUGGGGGCCAUCCUCCGGAUGAGAUCCAUCCCACUCAUCCAGACAGUGGCGAGAAAACAAUUCUGACUUAACCAUUCAAAAGAAAGCUCUUUUUAAAAAUCUGUGGGGUUUUUCAUGUGAAUUGAGGGGAUAUUUAAGCAGGAAACAAAAGUCCCCUUCACUACAGGGAAAUCCUUCUGAACAAAAUGGUUGCCUCUGCCAACUCUUUUUAAAGCAAAAACUGUUUCCAAACUUUUUAGUGUCAAAACUAUAACCAGGAGGCCCCUGACUUUCCUGAUGUGUUUGGCAAGUGCUGUGACCCUAUCAUUGAUAUUUCUUCUCCUGACUUUUUGGGGGGGAUGAAGAGGUUUAGGAUUUGAUUUCUUGGGUUCUUUGUCCCCCAUCCCUCCUCCUGUUUUGCUGUUUUGUUUCUCUGCUUGUCAAUAUUGUCUGUGUGGUCCAGAGAACUGGAGCAGUUAUAAACCAUGUGUGUCCGUUGUUGAGAUGUUUGUUGUUUUUUUUUAAUGAGAGAGAAAAAAAAUAGUAGUAGAACUGAAAAAUAAAGAACUGUGUUUUAUAAAAAAAAAUAAUAAUAAUAAAAUGCAAACCAAUAUUGUUUUAAUAAAGGAAUUCAAGCUAGGGGCAGCCAAACUCCUCCCCCUCCUCCCAGGCUUGCUGAGGAAAAAUUAUGGGCCUGCAUCUGGACGUUUUACCUUUUUUUUUUUUUUUUUUUUUUUUUUAACAAGGCCUAGAAGAAAAUGAAAACUUGAUCUUUUGAGUAAAAGUUUCAGAGUCCAUGCCCCCAGUGCCUAGCACCAUGUAGCAUCAGGGGCUGAUCUCUUUGACACUUUGUCUAAGUUCAUUAGCUAUGGUGCUAGGGUGAGUGGUUGGCGGCCCCCUUUCUGGCAACAGCCACAGUACAGGCCACACAACCUCUUUCCUCCCCCCUUGGUGCUAUUUCAUCCAGUUAACCUCUCACUUUUCAGGCUAGCCUGAAGUCUACAUGCCAGGUGAGACCAAUUACACUCAGUUCUCAACUCCUUCAACUUUUAGUCCUCUAAUUCUACUCUUGAACUUUUUAAACCUCUUAAGUUUUCUGGGCCAGAAAAUCUCUAGCCAGUGAAGAUGCUUUUAUUAAAGGAGAUAAAUUAGACCAAAGCCAGAGGACUCAUUCCUGGGCCUGAGCAAGGUUUUUGGACCCGGCCCCUCCCCCCCCAUCCUGUACCAUACCAGUAUUUCAUUCACCCUAAUACAAGGAUUGUGAUCCUUUAUGACCUGUCUGCCCCCUGCAAGAACAGCCCAGUAGAAAGUCAAACAAGUCAGCAUGUCCAAGGUAGGAACAUUAGGUACAGCCUGGGACUCUCUCCUCUGCUUGCUUCAGAAGAGAGGUGUUGCACUUUAGUGGAGGAGGAAAGGAGUCUCUAGGGUACCAUCUCCCUUACAGCUUGAGUUCCUUUUUGGUAACAGAGGCAGCUGGAGAUGCUGGUGUUACCGUACCUGCCCACUGCCUUCAAAUGUAUGUGUGUGUGUGUUAUUGCUGGAGUUGUGUAACUGACAGGAUAAUGAUAAUGCAAAGAAAUUGUGUUAUAUUCAACUUUGCCUUGAUAAUUAUUAUAAACACUUUGUUCGGUUUUCUUUUUUUAUUCACAAACUUAAUUCAUCAGGAAGCUAUAAAAGUUAUUUAAAAAUUCUA
Messenger RNA from Sarcophilus harrisii (Tasmanian devil), 9297 nucleotides. RefSeq names its product ELKS/RAB6-interacting/CAST family member 1 (gene ERC1). The record is from RefSeq and is a predicted model, not a curated record. Gene Ontology annotation, cellular component: cytoskeleton of presynaptic active zone. Gene Ontology annotation, molecular function: structural constituent of presynaptic active zone. The coding region runs from base 242 to 3613 and encodes 1123 amino acids. Gene Ontology annotation, biological process: maintenance of presynaptic active zone structure; regulation of synaptic plasticity; neuromuscular synaptic transmission. Lineage: Eukaryota; Metazoa; Chordata; Mammalia; Dasyuromorphia; Dasyuridae. The transcript has 20 exons.